AUGGAGGGGAUGAUGGAUAAGGGUGUAUUGGAUGAUAUAAUAAGGAGGCUAUUGGAAGGCAAAGGAGGAAAACAAGUGCAGCUAUCAGAGGCAGAGAUCCGUCAACUUUGCGUCAACGCCCGCCAAAUCUUCCUUUCUCAGCCUAAUCUUCUUGAGGUGCGAGCUCCGGUUCGCAUAUGUGGUGAUAUACAUGGACAAUACCAAGACCUGCUAAGGCUAUUUGAAUAUGGUGGUUACCCUCCUUCUGCAACCUACCUGUUUCUUGGAGAUUAUGUGGAUCGAGGCAAGCAAAGUUUGGAGACAAUAUGUUUGCUUCUGGCCUAUAAAAUAAGAUAUCCUGACAAAAUCUUCCUUUUGAGAGGGAACCAUGAAGAUGCAAAGAUUAAUCGAAUAUACGGGUUCUAUGAUGAGUGUAAAAGGAGGUUUAAUGUUAGGCUUUGGAAAAUAUUUACUGAGUGCUUUAAUUGUUUGCCUGUCGCUGCACUUAUUGAUGAGAAGAUACUUUGUAUGCAUGGGGGGCUGUCACCAGAGUUGGAAAAUUUGGAUCAAAUAAAGGAACUUCAAAGGCCAACUGACAUUCCAGAUAAUGGUCUUUUAUGCGAUCUGCUUUGGUCUGAUCCUGAUGCUAGGAUUGAGGGCUGGGCAGAGAGUGAUCGAGGUGUUUCGUGCACUUUUGGAGCUGAUAAAGUUAUUGAGUUUUUAGAUAAGAAUGAACUUGAUCUCAUUUGCCGGGGUCAUCAGGUGGUGGAGGACGGCUAUGAGUUUUUUGCAAAACGAAGAUUAGUCACUAUAUUUUCAGCUCCAAACUAUGGCGGGGAGUUCGAUAACGCUGGUGCUCUAUUGAGUGUUGACGAAGGUCUAGUGUGUUCCUUUGAGAUAUUAAAACCAGUGGAUAAUAAAGCAUCCCCAAGUGGUUCUAAUUCAUCCAAGUUAAAUCUUAAAAAGAUGAGCUUGGCAAGAGAGAAGCAGCGCCUUCUUGAUCCCAAAGUUGAAGGCUUGAUCAUAUUGAAAGUUUCCGAUAAUUUUAUUGCAUGA
Molecule: messenger RNA, 1035 nt
Organism: Prunus armeniaca (apricot)
Lineage: Eukaryota; Viridiplantae; Streptophyta; Magnoliopsida; Rosales; Rosaceae
Source: the annotation of a GenBank genome assembly